Owenia fusiformis is the source of this 1146-nucleotide messenger RNA. NCBI's taxonomy places the organism in Eukaryota, Metazoa, Annelida, Polychaeta, Sabellida, Oweniidae. The record is from the annotation of a GenBank genome assembly.
UCUAUUACAUGGUCUUUUUUGGUUUGUUUCAUCUAUUUGACAGAAAUCGUUGCUUAAGUAUCACAUUUACCACAAACCCAACCAGCAACUGGAGAAUUAUACCUUAGUGGAACAACACCCAGUCAGACUCCCUCAGAUCCAAGUGUUGUCAUAUUAACUGGUGAAACAUCAACACCAGCUCUACCUGCUGGGGAGAACAAAGAUUUACAAGCAGCAAACAGAGACCUUGAGGCACAGAACAAAAAACUCAGGUCAAAAGUUAUAAAAUUAGAGUCCAAGAUGGAAGACCUAGAUUCUCAGUACAACCAAGAAAUAAAGCUGAAAUCUGCUAAAAUGGUAGACCUAGAGAAUAGGCUUAAGGUGUCUGAUCAGCAAAGAAAAGACGAGGCAGAGGCAUUCACCAUACUCCAUGCACAAGACACAAAAGACCUUGAACGCCAAAUAAAUGAGCUAAAAGCUGAAUUAUCAGAUACCUCUAAAAAGUUGCAUGGGGCCAUUGUUGACAAUAAAACGCUAUACCACAAAGUGCGCUCAUUGACAGAAAAGCUCCAAACAGACAAUCAUCCAAUCAGCUGCAGCAUUCCGCAAAGCAUCCAACCUGAGCCAGCCCAUUCAUUGCCAAGUACACCUCGUCCCACUAGAGGCCCCGCUGGAUCUAGCAGACCCCCGACAAGACCCUUUAGUAGACCCCCUGCGGCUCACAAAGGUGCCAGCACAUCUAAAUCCUCCAAGCCAAUCCCACCUCACAAGAAAGGCACAAGCAAAACAGUGCAUAUAAUGUACUCAAGCAAUGGUAAAGGUCUAGCAGGAGUCAUGAUGAGUAAGGAUAAGGCUAUUUCUGCAACCUCAUCAGUUUAUAGUGGUGGAAAAAUAGAGACGGGCACGCACAGUUUAGAGAAAGGUGAUAUCAAGGAGUCCACUGAUUUCAAGUUCAUAGGACUAGGGACCAAUAAUAUCCCAACUGAUCAUCCACAAGAUAUGGUAUACGAACUCAAGAAUUUAAUGCAAACUGCGAAGAAUAAACAUCCCAGAUCAAAAUUAGUCUUGUGUGGUAUUCAUCACCGUGGUGACAGUCAUGACAGUAGAACGAGGGACAUUUGGAAUUCAAAGAUUGGAAACUUAUUAAUGCAUUGCCAGGAAAUGUAA